CCCAAUGCCCACUUCCCUAGAACCAGGACUAGGACCAUCCGUGGGGAGCUGCUCCCAGGAUCUGGUGCCCCGGUUUGGGGCCAUGGUGAGAUGGAGAGGAGGAGGAGAGUAGCUCGAGCACGAGGAGCUGCAGCCAAGACAGAGCCCUUUCCUGGCUCCCUCCUUGCUCUGUCCCCAGACCUGGUGUAUUUCUCCAAGGAUGUAAUCACUAAAAUUUGGGACUGUGUGUCCGAGUGCUGCCGCCAAGACCUGCUGCUGAAGAAGAGGGUCGGGCUGAUGGGCCUGGGGACCAUCCACAUCAUGAAAAAACCCAUCUGGCAGGGAAAACUGGAAGGUUUCUUGGUUGACAGUCCCGAGUUCGACCUGGACAAGCCAUUCCUGGUGGGGAACAAGCUCCCUCAUGGGAACAGUCUGGCACCUGAGCUCUCCAGAGCCGACGAGCUGGUCUGUGCCGAGGUUGCCCUGCGCCUGCACGUGCCCAAGGCCACCGUCGUGAUGUGCAUCAAGGCCACCACGAGGGUCUUUGAGUGGGCCUUGGCCAGCAGGCAGAACUUCGACUUCAUGUUCAAGGACAUCGGCGUCCUGGUGUGCCGAGGGGGGCACGUGGCCAUGAGGUUCUUCGAGGACCUGGCCCGGGAGGUGGCUCAGUCCGAGAACCUGGCAGACAGUUUGCUCCAGUCACCAAACCUGAGGCAAUCAUUCACAGCCCACAUGGAAAAGGACAUUUCCGAGCUGCCUCCUGGAGGUGUCUUGGUGUUGCCACACUUUGUGCAGGUGGAUGGGAAGUCAAAGCCACAUCCUGUGACUGCUUCCCUGCAGAGCUCUGGAACAAGUGCUGAGCACCAGCUGACUCCGGGGAAUGUUCCUGGCCAGCGCCUUCUUUCUCGCCCACGUGUUUCUCCGAGUCGGAUACGGGAUGUGGAAAAGAGAAAGGCUGAUGCUGGAGGGCAGAGAGGGAGGACAGGGUAUGGAGGAGGGAUCAUGUCCUGUGUCCUGGUGUGUGACACAGGUGUGGGAUCCUGUCCUGUGUCCCAGGACAGGUUCCUACCCGUGGCAGAGCAGGGGAGGCAGGAGAAGGAAGCUGCCUCCCCCCCCGGGCAGUUCGAGAGGGUGAGGAAGAAGAGGGCAGCUGCUGUGGCAGGAGUGGCAGCUGCCCUGUCCCCACAGGGAGAGGAGACCAUGAAAACCCCUUCCCCUCUUGGCAGGAGGCAAAAGCCAAAGUAA
Molecule: messenger RNA, 1224 nt
Organism: Manacus vitellinus (golden-collared manakin)
Lineage: Eukaryota; Metazoa; Chordata; Aves; Passeriformes; Pipridae
Product: coiled-coil domain-containing protein 81-like
Exons: 9
Coding region: 91-1224 (377 amino acids)
Cellular component (GO): centrosome
Source: RefSeq, a predicted model, not a curated record